AUGAGUCUCAUUAGCUCAUCUGCUACAGCCCCAACGAGCUCUUGGUGGAAGCCAGCCGCCGGAACAACAUGGCAAUGCGUCCUCGAUCAACCUGUUGGAUCCCUCACUCUGCCCGUUCAAGUCUAUGACUUCGAUCUUUUCGACACACCCCAGUCAUCAAUCGACACUCUCCAUGCAGCCGGCAAGCAAGUUAUCUGCUACUUCUCUGCCGGAACAUACGAGCCCAGCCGCCCGGAUUCUGAUAAGAUCCUUUCGGAUUCAGCGGCUGUUGGUGCGGCGUUGGAUGGUUGGCCAGACGAGAAAUGGCUUGAUAUCAGAACUGAUUUCAUUGUGAACAUCAUGAAAGCUCGUAUCGAUACUGCGGCCUCAAAGGGAUGCGAUGGAGUUGAUCCCGACAAUCUCGAUGGCUACGACAACGGCGGCGGUGGUUUCUCCGAGAACCUCACAUCGACCGACUCCAUCACAUACAUGAGAAAGCUCGCCGACUACGCCCACUCCAAGGGUCUCGCCAUCGGCCUCAAGAACGCCGGCGCCAUCGUGGACUCCACCGUAUCCUUCCUCGACUGGUCCGUCAAUGAAGAAUGCAUUGAAUUCGAGGAGUGCGACAUGUUUGCUCCGUUCAUUAAAGCUGGGAAGCCGGUGUUCCAUAUUGAGUAUUUGAAGCAGAGCCCAGAUGUGCAGAAGGAUUGCUAUGGGCCGAACACGAGUGGAUUUUCGACGAUUUUGAAGCCAGAUGAGAGUGAUUUGCCAGCUACAGUGCAGUUUUGCCCUCCUAAGAGCUCGUAG
This is a messenger RNA of Hyaloscypha bicolor E, 786 nucleotides long. Its product is annotated as glycoside hydrolase family 114 protein. The record is from RefSeq and is a predicted model, not a curated record. NCBI's taxonomy places the organism in Eukaryota, Fungi, Ascomycota, Leotiomycetes, Helotiales, Hyaloscyphaceae. The transcript has 2 exons. The coding region runs from base 1 to 786 and encodes 261 amino acids.